Messenger RNA from Xyrichtys novacula (pearly razorfish), 1231 nucleotides. NCBI's taxonomy places the organism in Eukaryota, Metazoa, Chordata, Actinopteri, Labriformes, Labridae. The record is from the annotation of a GenBank genome assembly.
AUGCCAACCAGUUCUCCCAAUGAAAGAAUCCUGCCUGCUGCUGGAGGACCUGGUGAGUGAAGUCAUAAGCAGAUGAUGCAUGACAACUCAGAUAUUGAAGGUUUAAACUAACUUCUCUUCAGCUAAUGAUGCAAGAUGGAAAAAAAAAAGAAAUAUAGCGUUUUAAUUACAGCUCUGAUCAAGUUUGAACAGUUUUGAACAUGGAGAAUGGAGGUUCUUCUUUUAUUGCUCUAAUGUAUUGGAUGUUCCUGAGUUUAAAAUCAAGUAUUAAACUAGCUCAGAUUGGCUGUUAAUCAUACUUGUUUUAUUUCUGUAGGGGCAAACUCUAAAAAUGUGGACCCACCUAAAGGUAAGAUUUUAUGCAACUGCUUUUCUUAGUUCCUGUUUAGUCUUAUCAAUUUAUUGAUUGGCUAACUGCAAUCCAACUUUUCUCUCUAUUCAGAAGAUACUCCAGAGUACGAGCCAAACAUCGCUGAGCCCACCUGCAGAGCUGAUCUUCUCAAAUGUAAAGAACACUGACUGGAUGAAUACUCUGUCUCUUUUACUUUUUUCUCCUUAUUGUCAAAUCUUCAUCAUUCAACAGACUGGAUCAAUCUUUCCUUUGAUGACAAGACAGCCAAUAAGAUGCUUUGGAUCACAGAAGGAGGAACCAAGGUGUCUAGAAUGACUGAUGAGCUCACUUGUCCUGUCUUGGACAGACCAGAGAGAUAUGAACACACCCCCCAAGUAGGUUUGAAGUCCUGAGUGCAAACUUUCACACGUCUUUGCUGAUCAGAUGGUUCAAUCACUUUCUGUUCUUUUUAAGGUUCUCUCCAAGGAGGGUAUCCUGGGUUUUAGAGCUUACUGGGAGGUGAAAUAUUCAGGAUGGGUGGUGGUCGGAGUUGCCUAUGAAGGCGCAGGGAGGAGGGGGAGCGAUGGACCCUGUGGGCUGGGAGAGAACGAACAGUCCUGGGGUCUCGGAUGGGGUGGAUCUCACUACCAGGUGUGGUUCAACGGCAUCAGCUCAGAAAUCUGGGAUAUCCCUCAGUGCAGCACCAUCGGGGUGUACCUCGACCAGCCAGCUGGUGUCAUUAAGUUUUAUGGGGUUGAUGAUGUGACAGAAGAGGAGAGCGAGGAUAGACAGGAGAUCAGGCUGCUGCAGCAGAUUAACAGCUCCUUUAAGGGGAAGAUGAUGGCGGGUUUCUGGGUGGGACAGAAGUCAUCAUGUUUCUUAGUUAAACACGGAGCAUAA